CAUUGAUUUCAUACCAAAGUCAUACUUAACAUUCCACUUACACUGUCAAACAAGGAGAAAUAUUACUGAAAACUAUAAGGCGCCAAAAAAAUAUAUAGUAUAAAAAUAAGUAAGUUAUCUUCGCUUUUGUCAGGAGGGGUGACUUCUAAAAAAAAGCUGCUUGGAUCCUGAUCACUUUCCUCCUAACUUGUUCUCCAGAAGAAUCAAGUCUUUACAUACCCGAGGAUUGACAGACAGAAAAAGGCAAAUUGGAGGAAUACAUAACUCGAUAUUUUACGCGCUGUUUUACUGCACCCCAUAGAUCCUCUGACUGUGGGGCUCGUCGUCGGGCCCAGGGUGAGCCGCCACCAUUGCUUCCAACGAGUGGAGUGCCAACGGUAGCCCGGAGGAUGGGCUGGAAGAGGGGAACGAUGAGCUGGACAAGGCCAUGGACGGGGACGCCGAGGGGGUGUGGAGCCCAGACAUAGAGCAGAGCUUCCAGGAGGCCCUGGCCAUCUACCCUCCCUGUGGACGGAGGAAGAUCAUCCUCUCAGACGAAGGCAAGAUGUAUGGUCGUAAUGAGUUGAUAGCUAGGUACAUCAAGCUGAGGACAGGCAAAACCCGCACCAGAAAACAGGUAUCUAGUCACAUACAGGUGUUAGCACGGAAGAAAGUUCGAGAAUACCAAGCAGGUAUCAAGGCCAUGAAUUUGGACCAGGCAUCUAAAGACAAGGCCCUCCAGAACAUGGCAGCGUUGUCGUCUGCUCAGAUUGUGUCUCCGAGCCUGAUCAAGAGCCAGCUACCCCCACUGCCCCACUCUCCCUACCCCCCGCAAGCCAGGUUUUGGCCAGGCCCUAUCCCAGGACAACCCGGCCCCUCUCAGGAGCUGAUUCUAGAGCUCAACCAGGGAAGGACUCCUGGGUUUGGCCGCGCCAGCUAUGCUAUCAAACCUUUUGCACCGUCUCCAUACACAACUCUACCAGGCCCUCCCCCUCCCCCUAUAUCAAACUAUGAGCCUUUGGCACCCCCCCUCCCCCCGGCUGCUACGGCGGUGCCCGUGUGGCAGGACCGGACCAUCGCCUCCUCCAAGCUGCGGAUGCUAGAGUACUCUGCCUUCAUGGAGGUGCAGAGGGACCCUGACAACUACAGCAAACACCUGUUUGUCCACAUUGGCCAGACCAACCCGUCCUACAGCGACCCUCUGCUGGAGGCAGUGGACAUCAGGCAGAUCUACGACAAGUUCCCAGAGAAGAAGGGCGGACUCAAAGAGCUUUAUGAGAAAGGCCCACAGAACGCCUUUUUCCUAGUCAAAUUUUGGGCGGAUCUCAACAGCAGUGGAAUGCAGGAUGGCCCAGGCUCCUUCUACGGAGUCAGCAGCCAAUACAGCAGCUCUGAGAACAUGACCAUCACCGUCUCCACCAAAGUCUGCUCCUUCGGCAAACAGGUGGUCGAGAAAGUAGAGACGGAGUACGCCCGGAUGGAGGGAGGGAAGUGUGUCUACAGGAUCCACCGCUCUCCCAUGUGCGAGUACAUGAUCAACUUCAUCCACAAGCUCAAACACCUGCCAGAAAAAUACAUGAUGAACAGUGUUCUGGAAAACUUCACUAUACUUCAGGUGGUGACAGACCGUGACACUCAGGAGACCUUGCUGUGUAUAGCGUUUGUGUUCGAGGUCUCAACGAGUGAACACGGGGCACAGUACCACGUCUACAGGCUCGUAAAAGACUGACCCACCCACCGCUCUAACACGUCUACAGGCUCGUCGAAGACUGACCCACCCACCGUUCUGCAGGGAGGUUUGGGAAUCAGCUGACGAAGCACUGCGUGACAAUAUGUACAGUACAGACUGCUCAACUGCCAAGUAACAUUCAAAUCGACGUUAGAAUGAACUGACAUGAAAACAUUUUAAACUUCCACACAUUUAUGUGAAAUAGGAAAAAGGAGGAAGUCUCAAAAGACAAGAAAGGAAAUUAGGAGAAUUCAUUGUUUUGUUUUAAAGGCAACUUUUUAACCCAUAUAGUUAAAUAUGCUGAGACAAGUGGGUCAAAUUGGUAAUGACAGUAAAUGUACAGUAGGUUGAGAUUCACUGAGGGCAUGAGAAAGUGAACAAGGUUAAGAGCGUUGUCUCCAUGGGAACACACUCUAAGCAAUAUAAGAAGAAGUGGAUAGAUUGGAAUGGUACAGGUACAACAACCAUGGAAGAAGAGCAAACACAAAAUAAUCCAAUCGUAGAAGGGUCCUCCCGAGGGGUGUUUAUAAAUUAGAUAGGAUGGCAACCAAGUGCCUUUCUCCAAAGACAAGUAUUGAUCAGUUGCCAGCCACUCUGGAAUGCCUUAUUUACUACCUCUUGUCUUUAAAUAAACAGAAAGAAACCGGACAGAUGUAAAUGCAUCAUUGAAUAGGAGAAUAGGAAACUGAACAUGACUAUGCAGUUCAUCCUUUCUCAUCUAGAUCCUUGAAGCACACUUCUGAUCCAGGAAUAUUAUGUUAUGGAUUAAACUAUUAUUAAUUUUUCUUGUGAAGUGUUAUCAUGAAUGGUUACAAGUUUAGCUGCAGUCCACGUGUACAGCAAGGGCAUAGCAUGAUCAGAUCACUCAGUUUCCAAUCCCUGGGCUUUUACGGGUCUCUAGACAACAACACAUCAAUGUGCUGUGGUGCACUUAAAAGAUCAAGAAGGGGUGAAGCAACAAAUAUUUUUAUUUUCAGCCUUUAGUUAUGUUAUUGAAAUGAACCGUUUCUGUACUGGGAGUCAGUGGAUGCUACAGGAAUAUGUGUUACAUAGGAUUCUUUUGGGGACGUGUUUAUAUUUGUGAUUAACAUUAACACUGUUUUCUUAAAAAUAUGGCUUGAGAAUCAAAUCAAAUUAAUUUUAAUUUAUUUGUCACGUGCGCCGAAUACAACAGGUGUAGACCUUACCGUGAAAUGUUCACUAGAUUAGAAUUUGCCGAAUUGGAACUGACCAAAUUUUACAGUGAGUUUUAACUAAUGUAAGAACUCAUGGUAUUCUAAUCCAAUCUCCCCAUUCAUGGAUCCCAAUUGAUGGAUAUCACUUUCAAUCUGGAAAGGCGGCAGGUAGCCUAGUGGUUAAGGGCGUUGAACCAGUAACCAAACUUUUGUUGGUUUGAAUUCCUGAGCCGGCACGGUGGAAAAAUCUGCUGUUCUGCCAAUGAUGUUGCUUAAGGCAGCCCCCCCACACCUCUGAUUCAGAGGGGUUGGGUUAAAUGUGGAAGACACAUUUCAGCUGAAUGCAUUCAGUUGUACAACUGACUACGUAUGCCCUUUCCCUAACCCUACAUGGUGUAAGAUAAGUUUCUCUUUCCUAAAUUGAAUUAAUAAAAACAAAAGCUAUCUCUUAUUUUAUGAGUGAACCUUCAAGAAAUUAAUCUUAAUUUGCCAAUGCGAUCAGCCAAUGAAAAACAGAUUUUAUGUUUUGAAAGAGAGCUAUCCUCUGUGCUGUGGUGUGUGACCAUUGAUUGUUAUUUAUAUUGAAAAGAAUGGUGGGAGGGCAGGGCUGGGCUGGGAUAUGGGCCAUAUGUGUUUAUCCUUUGCCAUUGAAAUGGUGGUGUUACAAGUAUUGCUGAGCUGAACUUUAUACUAAAGACACAAUAACUGUCAUCCCCUAGCUAUGUCAUCCCCUAGCUAUGGUCUCUGCCUUGGACGGUUCACUGGACUUCUGUCAUAAGAAUUCAUACAUCAGACUUUGUAUGGUGGAUUUAGUACACCAGGAUUUGAAUGUCACACUUCAAGAGCUAGACUUAAAACAACUGCUUAAUCUUUACUAGUGGAUUUCUCAAUUUUAUCUUUUUUUACAGGCCCGUGUUUUUUAUUAUCAUUAUCAUAAUUAAUUGUUUUCUGUUAGUUUUUGUGACUUUCAGCAUCCGUUGAAAACGUUGUGUGUUUUUGUUGACAUUGAUGAUGAGAUACUGUAUCUUAUGUAUCAUAAUCUGAAUGGUAUGGGCAAGUUUGUUUGGUUAAAAGGUGGUUUAUUGUGGCCUUGGUUACCAAUUGUGCAUUGCAUUUUAGUAUUUUCUGUUAUCUUCAAACUAAGGGGGUUGUAUUAUAUAAUCAAAUCAAAAUGUAUAAUCUAACAAUAAAAGACGCAUGGUGCCUUUGGGGCCAUUUUCCCCUGAAAACU
Molecule: messenger RNA, 4114 nt
Organism: Salvelinus namaycush (lake trout)
Lineage: Eukaryota; Metazoa; Chordata; Actinopteri; Salmoniformes; Salmonidae
Product: transcriptional enhancer factor TEF-5-like
Exons: 15
Coding region: 428-1708 (426 amino acids)
Biological process (GO): positive regulation of transcription by RNA polymerase II; hippo signaling; embryonic organ development
Cellular component (GO): transcription regulator complex
Molecular function (GO): DNA-binding transcription factor activity, RNA polymerase II-specific; RNA polymerase II cis-regulatory region sequence-specific DNA binding
Source: RefSeq, a predicted model, not a curated record